AUGAGUAAUACUCUAUCUUUACAGACAACAUGUGAAGAUGCAAAAUAUUUUCGAAAUUUUACCGGAAUUCUUAUGGCACUUAGUCUUCAUCCUGAAUGGUUAGUUAAAAUUCCAGAAGGCCGAGCAUGGGCUAUUCUUCAUCAUGUUGUAUACUCUGGUGAUGUUAAUCAACUUGAACAAUUACUUGCAUUACAAAAAUCAAAUACAGCUUUUCGUUUAUUAGCACCAACAAGUAAAAAUGAAACAGUAUUAGAUAUCGCUAAAUUACGUCCUGAUCAAAAGGAAAUGUUACAACGUAUUGAACGAUUAGUUAAACUUGAUGAAAUGCUUGCUUACGCCAAAGAUUGUGAAUGGGAUAAAUGUUAUUCUAUUAUAGAAGAAAAUCCAAGUUACGGAAAUGAAAAACCACCUUAUCGUCGAUUCUAUUUAAUUCAUCAUAUAGCAGCUGAUAAUAAUAUUGAUCAAUUUCAAACAUUUAAAAAAAUUCAAAAUUUUAAAUUUGAUUUUACUUUACGAGCAGAUCGAAAGAAAAUUAAUGUUAUUGCUCGCGAAGAAGGUAGUAACGUGUUUGCUGAUUAUAUCGAACAAGAAUAUCCAUCAUAUUUUGAUGAUGAUGAAAUAGAUGAUAAAUUAUAUGAACCAUCAGACACAGCUCUACAACAAACAAAUAAAAUAAAUGUUCUUAUGGAACAACAUAAUAUAUUUCAAGACUCAAACUUCAUUUCAGGUAUAGCAGAAAAUAAGAAACCUCGAAAAGUAGUAGAUGCUGACGUAGAAAAAACGCAACCAAAACCAAAACAAGCAAGUAAUCAAAAUCAGUCGGGUGUAGGAUAUUCUGUUGGUUUUAUACAAAAUCUCCUUAAAUGCUCGCUUACGGGUUUUACAGUUACAGAUCCUGUUGUUGCAGCGGAUGGAUUUACAUAUGAACGUUCAGCGAUUGAAAAUUGGUUUAAAAAAAGUAACUGUUCACCUAUGACUAACGAAAAGCUUGCACACAAAAAUUUAAAUCCAAAUUUAAUAGUUCAACAAAUUUUAAAUAGUAUUGUUCGAGAAUGA
Molecule: messenger RNA, 1056 nt
Organism: Adineta steineri
Lineage: Eukaryota; Metazoa; Rotifera; Eurotatoria; Adinetida; Adinetidae
Source: the annotation of a GenBank genome assembly